This is a messenger RNA of Closterium sp. NIES-65, 648 nucleotides long. The record is from the annotation of a GenBank genome assembly. NCBI's taxonomy places the organism in Eukaryota, Viridiplantae, Streptophyta, Zygnematophyceae, Desmidiales, Closteriaceae.
AUGCCCCAUAACCCCCAUGCCCUCCACAACCACCCUCUCCCGGUGGCGCUAUUAUUGGCAUCCCCUUUUGUAGCAGCCAUCAAGGACCCUCACCUCACCACACUAGAGGACCUACUGAUGCGCCCGAGGCGACCUGCUACUGCAUAUGAUGUGACUUUUGAGUCGACUCAAAUGCGCCCCCUAAACCCCUCCAAGGUGGCGCCACUAGUAUCAUCAACCUCCGUAGCAGCCUUCAAGGACCCUCACCUGGUCGCCCCAGACGACCUGCUACUGCAUCUGGCCCGCAUUGCCCUCGCCUUGCACUCACGUGCCCCAUACCCCCCACACCACUCCCAGGUGGCGCCACUAGUGGCAUCCAACACCGUAGCAGCCUUUAAGGACCCUCACCUAGUCGCCCCAGACGACCUGCUGCUGCGUCUGGCCCGCCUUGCCCUCGCCUGCACGGCCAUGCCCACGGCGUCACGCCCCACCAUGGCGCAGGUAGUGGGGCAGCUGCAGGCCAUGCAGCAGGAGGUGGCGGGGCGGGAGGUGGACCGCGCUGCUGUGCGCAUCGACAGGGAGAUAGAGGGCGCUGCUGGCGCUGCUGACUUUGAUGCGGAGCUUGCACGUGCGAUGCAUGUGGGUGGUGGUGGUACCAGCAGCUCGUGA